Musca domestica (house fly) is the source of this 1017-nucleotide messenger RNA. RefSeq names its product protein lethal(2)essential for life (gene l(2)efl). Gene Ontology annotation, molecular function: protein folding chaperone. The transcript has 3 exons. The record is from RefSeq and is a predicted model, not a curated record. Gene Ontology annotation, biological process: protein refolding; response to heat. Lineage: Eukaryota; Metazoa; Arthropoda; Insecta; Diptera; Muscidae. The coding region runs from base 186 to 752 and encodes 188 amino acids.
UUGUAGAUUGUAUCGUUGCUGACGAAACUAUUCUAAUAUAAAUUUGUUGGAUUUUUUCUUGAGAAAUUAUUAGCAACGGAAAAGCGAACGUUGAAACAACCGUAUCGAGAAAAAUUACCUUGGAAGGAAAACAUCAAAGGUAAAUAUCGAGUUUGUUAUUUUGUUUAUUUCUUUGUCUGCUGUAGAUGUCCGUAGUGCCCCUAAUGUUCCGUGAUUGGUGGGAUGAACUUGAAUUUCCAACGCGCACUUCGCGCCUUCUGGAUCAACACUUCGGCAUGGGCUUGAAGCGAGACGAUUUGAUGUCAUCUAUAUGGAAUAGUCGUCCAACAGUGUUACGAUCUGGCUAUUUGCGACCAUGGCAACGCACAUCUGGUUUGCAAAAGCAGGAUUCGGGAUCCACCCUCAACAUCAACGACGAGAAGUUCGAAGUCAUUCUAGAUGUGCAACAAUUCUCUCCGAAUGAGAUUAGUGUCAAAGUAACAGAUAAGUUUGUGAUUGUUGAAGCAAAACACGAAGAGAAACAGGACGAACACGGCUUCGUAUCGAGACAAUUUACCAGACGUUAUAUGCUGCCCAGUGACGUCAAUCCCGAUUCUGUGACAUCAUCCUUGUCGUCCGAUGGUCUCCUGACUGUAACUGCACCCAUGAAGAAAUUGCCUCCUCCGGCUACUGAACGAGUAGUACCGAUUUCGCAAACUGGACCCUCGUCUAAAGAAGAUAAAGAAAAGAAGGUUGAGACUACUACUGCCUAAAUGGGACUAUAAUCAAAAUCAUUGAGACUACAACCAAAAUUAUUGUAUAGACUGCUUCUUUUAUACUUUUUUACAAACAUUUUUGACUUUUGGCACCUGAAUAACCUUUUUGUAACAUGUAUAUUUGUACAUUAUUUAAUUCAAUAGAACAGGUUUGAGAUUUAUUUGUUGGAAUAACUUAGCUAUUUUGUUUUUCAAAAUAUGCAUAUCUACUUCUAUUGUUGCUCUUCUAAAACAAAUAAUAAAAGUUCUGAAUGAAUAAUAA